This is a messenger RNA of Polistes dominula (European paper wasp), 798 nucleotides long. RefSeq lists its product as uncharacterized. The record is from RefSeq and is a predicted model, not a curated record. NCBI's taxonomy places the organism in Eukaryota, Metazoa, Arthropoda, Insecta, Hymenoptera, Vespidae.
UAUUGCUUAAUCAUUUUUUAUCUGAUUUCUAAAUAAAAUAAUAAUAAAUAAAAUAAUGAAUUGUAGGCAACGUGUUGGAAAAGAUCUCGAUGAAUCGAUUUACGAAGAAAUAUGUGACAUUAUAUUCGACUUAAUACCUCAAGCACCGCAAUUGAAACAGCUCUUUUUAAAUUGGAGUGAAUUAAACGACAGAGAAAGAACACGAUUAGAUUUUAAAUAUCUGUUAUGGUGUUGUCCUAAAAGAAGACAACUUUACAAAUCAUUACGCGAAGCCAUGAUCCGUUGGGAAAAUAUACAGGAGACUGAGGGUGCACCAGGAUGUGAACCAAGUACGAUACCGUCACGUUAUUCUCAUUUAGAAGAGGAACUUGGAAAUUUGGUUUUUAAUAUGGAAAUUUGUUUGUUAAAAAGAUCCGAAAAUAUUCAUGAACGUGUUGUUGAUAAACGAACAACAACUGACAGUAAUAGUCCUUCUUCAAGUAAUAUUAAUUAUAAGAGAAAUAGUUUCACGUUAUUAUCAAAUUGUAAAGAUUAUUGUCAUUUCAUUACCAAUUCGAAAACUAGCUCUUUACGUUCUGUACAUAGCUGGUGUUGUUCCGUAGACAGUAAAAGUUCCGAGGACGAGUUAAGUGGUUAUUUGACAAAUUGAUAUUCAUCAAUAAUCCUAUACAUUUGUUUGUUAUUGUUUCUAUCGUAUUAUUUUUUUUUUCUUCUUUUUUUUCUUUAGAAUAAACGAUACAUCAUCUUGCAUUGAACGAACUCUCUUUUUCGAUGAGAAAAAGAGACGACGUUAAUGAC